Molecule: messenger RNA, 2382 nt
Organism: Pseudomassariella vexata
Lineage: Eukaryota; Fungi; Ascomycota; Sordariomycetes; Amphisphaeriales; Pseudomassariaceae
Exons: 1
Coding region: 1-2382 (793 amino acids)
Biological process (GO): mRNA splicing, via spliceosome
Cellular component (GO): cytoplasmic stress granule
Molecular function (GO): mRNA binding
Source: RefSeq, a predicted model, not a curated record
AUGCAGGACCUUUCGGCAUCGAGUAUUCCUACGGGACCAGCCCAAGGAUCCGCCAACCGAUUCGGCCAUGCUUCCAAGCCGUCCAACAGCGAUACGGGCUUCUCCCACGGCGCCUUCACGUCCAACAUUUCCGGAUUCGCUGACAGGCACCCUCGACGCGGAAACAUUCCUUCCAUCAAUACCCAGCCGGUUCAGCACCAACAGGCCCUGCCCACCAACGGUCACCGCGACAUGAACACCCCGGGAACCGGUUACGAUAUGAACUUCACCCCACUGCUUCCGUCUCAGCUCCUCCUGGGCAGUCCCUUCCAGCCUGGAACUCCCGGUUCUUUUGCCAGCCCUCAAUUCCAGAACCUGCAGAGCUUCCAGCAGGCUCAGCAUAAUAGCCAACACCAGCAGAGCGGCAUGGGAAGUCCUAUCCAGAACAUGUCGCCUCAGGCCUACCAGACCAUUGUUUCUCCCUCGACGUACGGUGCCCCGCAGUUCUUCGCGCCCCAGUCUCCCAACGGUAUAUACAACAACAUGGGUGCCCAGAUGCAGAUGCAGCCUACGUCGCCUACUAUGAGCCCUGGUAUGAUGACGGGAACCAGCAGAACUGUCUACCUUGGCAACAUCCCUCCCGACACGCCCGCGGAAGAGAUCCUUGGACAUGUUCGCAGCGGCCAGAUUGAGUCCGUUCGUCUUCUUCCCGACAAGAACUGCGCAUUCAUCUCGUUCCUCGAUGCAAACGCCGCCACUCAUUUCCACUCUGAUGCCAUUUUGAAAAAACUCUGCAUCAAGGGACAGGAUAUCAAGAUCGGCUGGGGCAAACCUUCUCAAGUCCCCACUUCGGUCGCGCUUGCCGUUCAGCAAUCUGGAGCGUCCCGAAAUGUCUAUCUUGGGAACCUUCCCGAGGAGAUCACCGAGGAUGAGCUUCGUGAAGAUCUCGGCAAGUUUGGUGCCAUUGACACCAUCAAGGUUGUUCGAGAGAAGAACAUCGCCUUCAUUCACUUCUUAUCCGUGGCGAACGCCAUGAAGGCGGUUCAACAGCUUCCUCAGGAGCCCAAGUGGCAGUCGCCUCGCCGUGUUUACUACGGCAAGGACCGUUGCGCUUAUGUCUCCAAGACGCAGCAGCAGAACGCGGCCCAGUAUCUGGGUAUUGCCCCUGGCUAUGCUCAUAUGCUCACUGGCGCGGACCGCGAUGUUAUAUCCAGUGCCCUCGCUCAGCAAUCCGUGGCGGCCGCUGCGGUUGCCACCACGGCUGGCGGCAUCAACAAUCUCGGCAACCGCACCAUCUACCUGGGCAACAUCCAUCCCGAGACAACCAUCGAGGAAAUCUGCAAUGUCGUGCGCGGUGGACUGCUUCAUCACAUCCGCUACAUCCCAGACAAGCACAUCUGCUUCGUCACUUUCAUCGAUCCCACCGCGGCUGCGUCCUUCUACGCUUUAAGCAACCUGCAGGGUCUGAUGAUACACAACCGCCGCCUGAAGAUUGGCUGGGGCAAGCACUCCGGAGCCCUUCCGCCGGCGAUUGCUCUGGCUGUUAGUGGUGGCGCUUCCCGCAAUGUGUAUAUUGGCAACCUGGACGACACCUGGACGGAGGAGAGGUUGAGACAGGACUUCUCCGAGUACGGUGAGAUUGAGCUCGUGAACGCUCUGCGCGAGAAGAGCUGCGCGUUUGUCAACUUCACCAACAUUGCCAACGCCAUCAAGGCCAUCGAGGCCGUGCGAAGCAAGGAGGAGUACCGCAAGUUCAAGGUCAACUUCGGCAAGGACCGCUGUGGAAACCAGCCCCGACAGCUCCAAGGCCAGGCUCAGUCGCCACGCGAAGCAGUCUCCCCCCCUCAUACAGGCAGCCAGAAUGGCAAUUCCCCCACCGGUGCCACGUCGCCCCAAUCUGCCAGCAGCCCUAAUACCAUGUUCGCCAAUGGAAACAAUCCGUUGACUGUGUACUUGAGCCAGGUAUCUCAGCAGGCUCAGCAGCAGCAGCAGCAACAGCAAAACAUACUGGCUUCGCAACAAGCUGCGCUGUUUGGCACUGCCGCAUCCUCGCCCAAUGAGCUGUCGCUCGAGGUCCCCCAACAAGGCCAAAUGGCUAGCCAUGGUCAGUCUGCGAGCAUCUCCAAUGGAUAUGCUGCUGGCAACGGGCCUCAGUCUGCUACUACGAUCGGCGGGUUGCUUGCUCCGGGACGUGGACAGCACAACCGUGCGGUGAGCUUGCCCGCAUUUGCCCCUGGCUUCGAGAACGGUGGCAACAGUCCUAUCAGCGCUAUCGGCACCGAGGCUGGCGAACAGAGGCGGGGACACCAAUACCAAGCUAGCUACGGCGGCAUGGGUUCUGGCUUUGGCCUUGCCAUCCAGGGUGGUUUGAACGGAUGGGUCGAAGAAGAGGUUGCCAAUUGA